UUCUACAAAGAUGCAGCAUCGGUGCUUUUUGUAUUAGGACCUGCUCUGGGAUGUUUGUCGCUGAGAGGCAUGUCUCAUGUAAAAAGAAGAAACCGAAGGAAUCGGAUGAUAUUUUUUUGGGAUUGAUCAAACCGAGAGAAGAAGUUUAACUCGGAGUUUCAGUCGCUAAUUAGGAAGAAGUUGGCCAAUUCGAGGCCUGUGUGCCAUGCCAGAGGGGUCCCAUUCUGCUCUCCACCAGGGGCCAAUGGGGGAAGAAUCUUCUCAGCUGUCCUCAUCCCUCUCCACCUGCAACCAUGUCAAGGAUAACAUAGAUUUGGGUCCAGACUAUUACAGCCAGGUAUGUGUGGAGCCACUAGACGGAGAGGGCCAGCGUCCCGUGAGCCUGGUGUCCACCUUGUCAUCUGGUUCAUCUGCUGAUAGUCAAAGCCUUUUUGGAAGUACGGUUGCCCUUCCGUCCUCCACCACAACUUCCCUUCAGAGCGAGGAAAACAUUGACCUGGAACUGAGCCCGACAGAGACCACCAAUAGGCAGACUGGAAAUCAGAAUCCUCACCUGAAAGGUUCUGUCGGCGGCUGGCGCAGGCAUCUGGAAGCUUUUGUGAUCAGCAACCAGCGGAACAACGCCUCUGCCAGCAGGCCUGCCAGGGGUAAAUUACUUCAAGUGACCACCUCGCCUGUUGUUCCAGAAGCAAUGGCUCCUAACCCAAAGCUGACCUAUAUGGACCGUGUUGUCAUGGAGAUCAUUGAGACGGAGCGCAUGUACGUCAGAGACCUGAGCAGCAUCGUGGAGGACUAUUUGGCACACAUUAUCGAUAUGAGAAACCUCCCCAUUGGGCAUGAGCAAGUGAUGGCCUUGUUUGGAAAUAUAGAGGACAUCUAUGAGUUCAACAGUGAGCUGCUGCAGUGUUUGGACAUGUGUGAGAAUGACCCCGUGGCUAUUGCUCAUUGCUUUGUUGACAAGAGUGAAUAUUUUGAAAUCUACACCAAAUACUGCAACAAUUAUCCUAACUCAGUAGCAACACUGACUGACUGCAUGAGGAAUAAAACAUUGGCAAAGUUCUUCAGGGAUCGGCAGGCUGCUCUGAAACGCUCUCUCCCUUUGGGUUCUUAUCUUCUGAAGCCAGUGCAGAGAAUCCUGAAGUAUCACCUACUGCUGCAGGAAAUUGCCAAACACUACGACUCAGAUGAAGAAGGCUAUGAGGUUAUUCAGGAAGCGAUAGAAACCAUGACAGGAGUGGCCUGGUACAUCAACGACAUGAAGAGGAAACAUGAGCAUGCUGUCAGAGUGCAGGAGAUACAAUCUCUGCUGAUCAAUUGGAAGGGUGCGGACCUGACUACCUGUGGGGAGCUGGUGCUAGAGGGAACAUUUCCUAUGCUGAGAGCUAAGAACACCCGGACGCUGUUCCUGUUCGAAAAGAUGCUCCUCAUCACCAAGAAAAGAGGGGAACACUACGUCUACAAGAUCCACAUAUUGUGUUCCACCCUGAUGCUGCUCGACAACGCCAAGGAUCCUCUCCUCUUCAGUGUUAUCCAUUUCAAACGUCCCAAGCAACCCCAUACUGUACAGGCAAAGUCUGUUGAAGAGAAGCGUCUGUGGUCCCACCAUAUUAAGCGGCUCAUUCUUGAGAAUCACAACACCUUAUUACCACCGAAGGCAAAAGACACCAUUGUGGACAACCUGAACUAUUCUGGAAAGAAUAGUCUAGAGAGGAUGAUGAAAGCAGACUGCCUCCAGAGUGACAGCCCUCAUCUUAAAGGACGAAAUGGGAGGAGGAGAUCUGAACCAGCUAAACAGAUCAUAAAGAGCACCACUGCUGUUUUGAAGCAUGCAGACAGUGAAGGCACACUGCUGGGGGAUAGGAGCUCCCUGCAGCCCGCUUCUAGUGUCAGCACACUGAGCCCCUGUCUAGAUGAGCCCCAGGGUGAGAGGCCGGGUGUGGAGGAUCUGAGGAACUCUCUGGAGCGGCUAAAUGCGGCUGACAUUGACUCUUCACCCAGAGAGGGAGAGGUGGGGCUGCAGCAGGAGAAUGCUAUAGAAGAGGGGGAGAGUUUCAAAGAGGAUGUGCUGAUGGGGGACGACCAGGUAGCCGACUUUGCCAGCUCGGUGCUGGCAGCCAUCUCCUGCUGGCACUUUAGAGCCAGGGCUUUGCUUUCUACUCACUUCACAACGGAUGAUCAGAAUGAGGAGCUAAAUGUGGCACUGAUGGAGGAGGCUGAAACCUGCAGAGGGGAGGAAAACAAUGAGGAUAUCUCUGUGAAACAAACUGUCGGCGCUCAGGUCGAUGCACAGCAGCUGUGUCAUCAAGUCUGUGUCCAACAAGAGGAAUCAAUCGACCAGCUGGAGGUGGACACCUCGCAGGGCUUUGAGUCCACAAAGUCCUCUGAGCAAGAAACAGAGACCCCAGAAUCUUUGGAUACCUCCAGAGAAACUGGAGUGGAGGAGGAGGGAGAGAGCGACUCUUCAGGUCUUCAGAUGGAGGAAAUGAGUGUGCUGACAAACAGUGAGCUCUCCGAGGAGGAAGAGGAGGCGUUUUCAGAUAAUCAAAGCAUUCAGCCUUCCUCUGAGCUGGACAAGACUGAGUACGUCAUCAGCAGUUUGUCCCGGCAGAGCAGUCUGGUUUCUGAGGACCAGAGUCCAACCCUAUUAAUAAAACAACCAUUUCAAAACCUCCCAUCCUGCUUGGAUGUGGAGAAACAGACGCAGAACAUGUUAGAUAGCUCUAUACCAGAACCCCAAAACGCCUCACAGUCUGAACCGUCCGAUACUGAGCCUGAUUUGAGUCAAGAAGAACGCAGGUCCACUCUAUCUAAAAAAGAUCGCCUGCUUAUCCAUAAGAUCAGGCGUUACUAUGAACAUGCUGAGCACCAAGAUGCUAACUUCAGCAUCAAGCGCAGGGAGAGUCUGUCCUACAUUCCAGCUGGGCUGGUAAGACAUCUGAGUAAACAGCUGAGUGAUGUCCCAAAGGAGAAAGUGGGUCCGAUAACCAGGAAGAGCCUCUCUCGAAACAGACCUACUUCUUGGUCAGUCUUUGAUCUUCCAAGGUUAGAAAAGGGUAAAAAAAGUGAACCUCAAAGCUCAGUUGAAGCCAAAGUUCGAUCUAAUAGCUUCACUGAAUCGCUUGGUGCAGAAGAAGAGUUUAGGCCUUCGUCUGAAAUGCUGAAAGUUUGGGAAGUUAUGGAAAGUGAGGAGGAGAUCCAGGAAGUAAAACAGGCCGCAGAAGACAACCAAAAAGUUCAGAUAAGCUUAGACAAUUUGCAGGUCGAAACCAGCGAUCAACCAUCGCUGAUAGAAGAAGAGCCUGAAACAAGCGCUGCUACAGAAACAUGCUCAGGAUCAACACCAACACCUUCCAACAGUCUCCCCACAGAACAGUGUGGUUCUGCUCAGGACCGGAGCCCUUGUCAGUCCCCGGAGAGCGAAAACUUCCACCCCAGCCAUUUACCAAAGAGCAUUAGCUUCCAAACCACCAUAGAUGAAGACCAGAUCCUGCAGGACAUGGGGAGGAUGAAAAGCAAGGUGUUCAAACUGGCUCGUCAGUACAGUCAGCGCAUUAAAAACAACAGGCCGAUGGUGUGGCAGAGGAGCCGACUCAACGCAAACCAGGAAGGUGGAACCGCUGUCCACGAGGACACGCUGAGGAAAACGGGCAAACCUAACUUAAGGUUGCAUUUGAACCAUUGUGACCAGGAGAUCAUCAGUGAGGUUUGUUCUCCAAGUUCAGACCAGCUAGCAGCCUCACCAGGAAGCUCCCAGGCUUCCUUAACAUCCCCACACAGUCCUCAGUCCGAGACCUUCCACUGGCCUCACGUCCAGGAGCUGCGUUCCAAAUACUCGCACAUCUCCCACUCUCUAAAAACCAACUGCAGCUGCACAGAACCAGAAAGGAUAAAGAGCCGCACCUCUCAUAAGUACAGAAGCUCCUCAGAUCUCCAUAUAGCUUCUACAGACUGCAGUGAGAGCUGUCUAGUGGUAGAGGACUGGCCUCAGCGAAAUAAGCGCUCCCUGCUGUGCAGGUGGAGCUCCUUGGACCAUAUGCUUGGAUCUGCCCCUCUGCAUGAAGUACAGAACCUUCAGGAAGCUGUGCGGACUUGUUCUCUGUGUGACAGAAUACAAGAUGGAGACGGGCACCUCAAGGAUCUUCCUAACAGCAUGAAGUCUCAGAUUUCUGGGAAGUCCUCAGAUAGUAACCUAGUUAAGACUUUACGGGAAAAGUUCCAGAGCUUAAGUGCAAGUUAAACAAAGGUGUAAAUCCAACAUAAACCUGGAAGUUACAUGAUGCUGUUAAUAUUCUGCAGAUCUCUCCUUAAAAAUUGGGGAUUCUUAUAUAGGGGACAAGGUGCAAUAAUCUGGGCACCAGUGUAAAAUAAUAGGGAUGGAAUGAGCAGGCUGUCUUGAAUUUGUCUGCAUGUUACAGUCUUGUGUUAACAGUCAUUUAGUUCCCUACAAAAAAAAAGCAACACUUCUUUUAAAUUCCCUGAAUUUGGCUGCUAUACUCCUUAUUGACUGUGUAAACUGUAAAGCUAGCAUUCCUGGAAGCGAUUGGGAAUAGCACUU
Cyprinodon variegatus (sheepshead minnow) is the source of this 4555-nucleotide messenger RNA. Its product is annotated as pleckstrin homology domain-containing family G member 3-like. The transcript has 19 exons. The record is from RefSeq and is a predicted model, not a curated record. NCBI's taxonomy places the organism in Eukaryota, Metazoa, Chordata, Actinopteri, Cyprinodontiformes, Cyprinodontidae. The coding region runs from base 206 to 4237 and encodes 1343 amino acids. Gene Ontology annotation, molecular function: guanyl-nucleotide exchange factor activity.